CCGAACGCCACUCAGACGGGAGGAAGAAAGAUCCAAGGAGAUGGAAGACAGGGAAAAUACCCAAGAAACCGAAAGAUUGAAAGGGAGACUGAGGGGAUUAUCCCCCGGUUAUUCCUUACUAUUUCCUCCCCCCAAACGGGUGAUCGGCUGCCCGCCUGAGAGCCCGAAAGGGACAGGUUGCCGCUUAUCCUUCAUUCCAACUGGCUUGACCUCCUUCUUCUCUCUCUCUCUCUCCCUCCCUCUUCUUUCCCUUGCUAUGUCCGCCCCUCUGCUGCCCAAUCGUCUAUCAUGUAGUCAGUCAUUCUUGUCAAAAAGCAGUUCUUCUUACCUUGGUGUUGGAGAAAAAACAAAAAAAGACAAAAAGCAAAGAAAGACAAGCAAAGAGCACAGACGGUGUAGCCCGACCGCCUACACAUUCACAGCCCGAUUACUCCAUUCU
Messenger RNA from Aspergillus piperis CBS 112811, 439 nucleotides. RefSeq lists its product as uncharacterized. The annotation marks the transcript as partial. The transcript has 2 exons. The record is from RefSeq and is a predicted model, not a curated record. NCBI's taxonomy places the organism in Eukaryota, Fungi, Ascomycota, Eurotiomycetes, Eurotiales, Aspergillaceae.